CUCCGCAGGGUGAUCAUCACGAUGCUGGUCACCACCGCCGUGUGCUGCUAUCUCUUCUGGCUCAUCGCCAUCCUGGCCCAGGCCAACCCCCUGUUUGGGCCGCAGCUGAAGAACGAGACCAUCUGGUACGUGCGCUUCCUCUGGGAGUGA
This is a messenger RNA of Leptosomus discolor (cuckoo roller), 150 nucleotides long. NCBI's taxonomy places the organism in Eukaryota, Metazoa, Chordata, Aves, Leptosomiformes, Leptosomidae. The record is from RefSeq and is a predicted model, not a curated record.